AUGACUCGUGCCACUCGCAGUCAUGCAUCUCUACAACCAGAUCUGGGAACACCCAUGACCUUGGUGUCCGAACCCAGCGACAGCGGACCUACUCCGAACGACGAUGGCCAAGCCUCGACGCCGACAAGCUCGACAAUCAGCACACCGCGAGCAACGAUGACAAAAAUCGGUAAGAAGAAGAGUGGUAGAGGGAUUCCAAAAUCGAAAAGAGUUCGAACUGGUUGCUUGACCUGUCGCGAGCGCCAUUUGAAAUGCGACGAGGCACUGGGCAAGUGCCAGAAUUGUCGGAAGUCGAACAGGGUAUGCAGGCGCGGGAUUCGUCUUAACUUCAUAGAUACGCAAACGGUUGCGCCUCCGUACUAUGCGAUUCGGAAAACGGGCACGCGGCUGACUUUUCGGGAUGAGUCGAGGCAUAUUGCGUCGGAGUAUGUGGGAGGUUUUGAGAGAUAUCCCUCCCCGGAACCGGAUCUGCCGUUGGAGAAACAAGGUCCUGCGGAGUUUGAGUUGUCGGGUAUUCUGAGUCCACCUUGGCAGACUUCCCGUUCGUUUGUUCCACCACUUGAGCCUUCGCAGUUGGAAGCCAUUGAUGCUAUGCUGAAUGGCUCUCCUCAGGCAUUGUUCUCCGUCUUUCCUGAGCAUGAGGUGCCACUUGUUCCUUCAACGAGGCAGAUGUCGGUCAAUCCAGAUUCUAGGCCUCUCAGUCGUCAAGACGAGAUUCAUCUUGUACGGACAUUUACAGAAGAGAUUGGACCGUGGCUGGACUCCGUGGACCCGUCGAAAUACUUUACGCACAUUCUGCCGUUCCGUGUCCUAGAUGAGCCCAUGCUUCUGAAGGCCGUCAUGGCGUGCGGAGCACAUCUCCACCCCGUGAGUUCUGCGAACGGCGGAGACAGAGCCUCGUACUUCUAUUUUGCAGCAACCCAAGACCUCCUCAGUCAUCUGCAAAAUCCAGACCGUGAAUCUACUCUCUGUGCGGUGACUGCAACCAUUUUGGGCAUGUACGAGGUAAUGUCCUCAAGGAAUGUCCACGGCUUGAACCAUGUCGCUGGUGCUAGGGCUUUGAUCAGGGAAUGCCACUGGGACGCAAGAUCUCCUGGGCAUGGAGGAGCAUGUUUCUGGCUUAGUGCCUCCAUGGAAUUAUUCACCUGUCUGCGCUUUAACUGGUCUGUGGCCUGGGAUCCCGAUAUAUGGGGCGUGGACAUGAAUAUGGGCGAAACACGAUCCCAUGCUACUGGUGCUGAGGAAUUGUGGGUUCAUCGUAUCGUCUAUAUAUGCGCGAAGAUUGUCAAUUUCCGGUCAUCUGGCUUGCAAUUCCAAGAUGUGGAUCAUGGAGUUGGCGAAAUGCGGUUUCACGAAUGGGAACUAUACAACAAGUGGUGUAACCAAUGGGAAAAGGCUGUACCGCGAUCUAUGAUGCCUCUUGGACAUCUCGAUCCAUUGCAGGGUAGUACUAAAUCACACUUUCCGGAGAUUUGGUUGCUUGACCAGAUGGCUAUUAUCGGGCGGUUGUUCUAUCUGACUGCACGGCUUUUACUGUGCAAGACGCACCCGUUCGAAUCGGAGUAUAGCCCAGAGAUGCGCAAUUUACAACAAGGUCAUGCGCAUGAGAUCUGCGGCAUUAUUGCGCAUGUCAAGGGCCAUGGUAUCGCCAGCUUUUCAAUUCGAUACCUUGCCCUUGCUGCUGAAUGUCUCAGUACAAGAGAACCCCAGGAAGAAGCACUACAGAUCCUCGACCGUCUACUCAAUGAAACCGGCUGGCAAAUGGACUCUCUCAAAACAGAAAUCCAGGAGGCAUGGGGCUGGACCAGUCAGCUACCCACUUCUGCAGAUCCUGCUUCACUGAUGAACGAGCAUCCCAUGCUGGAUUCAAGCAUGCCUUUUUCCGAACAGUCCAAGAUGCCAUCCGGAGUGAUUAACCCUACCAUGAUCACUGCGGACUUCUCCAUGGAAAACCAUCCAUAUCGUGAUUUCUAUAUUCCUCCGCACUCGCAGCAUUUUAUUGACGAGUUUCAAUUUGGAAACUUCUAG
This is a messenger RNA of Aspergillus chevalieri, 2028 nucleotides long. RefSeq names its product Zn(II)2Cys6 transcription factor. Gene Ontology annotation, biological process: positive regulation of transcription by RNA polymerase II. Gene Ontology annotation, cellular component: nucleus. Bases 1 to 2028 code for a protein of 675 amino acids. The transcript has 4 exons. The record is from RefSeq and is a predicted model, not a curated record. NCBI's taxonomy places the organism in Eukaryota, Fungi, Ascomycota, Eurotiomycetes, Eurotiales, Aspergillaceae. Gene Ontology annotation, molecular function: transcription cis-regulatory region binding; zinc ion binding; DNA-binding transcription factor activity, RNA polymerase II-specific.